Messenger RNA from Mercurialis annua (annual mercury), 2108 nucleotides. RefSeq names its product putative pentatricopeptide repeat-containing protein At5g40405. NCBI's taxonomy places the organism in Eukaryota, Viridiplantae, Streptophyta, Magnoliopsida, Malpighiales, Euphorbiaceae. Gene Ontology annotation, biological process: RNA modification. Bases 126 to 1997 code for a protein of 623 amino acids. Gene Ontology annotation, molecular function: zinc ion binding; protein binding; RNA binding. The record is from RefSeq and is a predicted model, not a curated record. The transcript has a single exon.
UCUAUUUCUGCACUUUUCAUGUGAGUUUAUAAAAAUGACUUUUCUAAACCUGAAGAACACAAAACCUCUCUGAAAAUGCUAUGAACAUAACACAUUAGCCAUUUUAAAAUCUAUAGUAAAAUUUUAUGUUUGCUUACAAAUCCACCCCUCUUAAAACUAUAAAUUCUCGAUUCUCCACUGCCAUUUUCCAAUCAAUUUUCACUUCCUUACAAGCUAACCCUUCACUCUCCAACAUCAAACAAACCCAUGCCAAGUUCAUCAUCUCUGGUUUUUCAGACAACCCAUCUCUCAUGGGUCACCUUCUUCAAUUCCUUGCUCAAUCCCCAUCAAACCCAUUUCACUAUUCCUCCUCAAUUUACCAAACAAUCAAAAAUCCAACUGUUUUCGCCUCCAAUAACAUGAUCCGCUGCUUUGUAACGAGCGAAUGGCCGCUUGAAUCGGUUGUGUUUUACGCUUACAUGUUGAACAAUUGUAUUAGACCGAAUAAUUACAGUUUUACGUUUCUUUUACAAGCUUGCGCGAAGGGGUUUGGGUUAAUUGAAGGGAUUCAGGUUCAUUCUCAUGUGAUUAAGUUAGGGUUUUGUGAUGAUGUUUAUGUGAGGAAUGCUUUGAUUCAUUUGUUUUUUGGUUUUUGUAGAGUGGAUUGUGCAAAAAAGGUGUUUGAUGAGAACCCAUUUAGAUGUGAUGUUGUUACUUGGAAUGCUAUGUUGGCGGGUUUUGGGAGAGAUGGGCAGGUUUGUGUUGCGGAGAAGGUGUUCGAUGAAAUGCCUGAUAGAGAUGUUAUUUCUUGGAAUACUAUGAUUAUGGCUUAUGUUCAUAAUGGGAAGCUUGAAGAAGGAUUGGGAUGUUUUGGGAGAAUGAGAGAGAGCGGGUUAGUUCCGAAUGAGGCCACGUUAGUAACGGUUCUUUCGGCUUCUGCGCAAUUGGGUUUGCUUGAACAUGGUAGAAUGGUUCAUUCUAUUAUAGAUUCCUUCAAUGUUCGUAUGACAGUUGCUCUUGGUACGGCCCUUCUUGAUAUGUAUGCAAAAUGUGGGUGUAUCGAGCAGUGUAUGGUCCUCUUUGAUAAAAUGCCUCAACGAGAUAUUUCGACAUGGAAUGUUAUGAUUUGUGGUUUGGCGUCACACGGGUUAGGAAAGGAAGCUAUUGCUUUAUUUGAGAAGUUCUUAAAUGAAGGAUUCCGUCCUGUUAAUAUAACCUUCAUCGGCGUUUUAAAUGCUUGUAGUCGAGCAGGUUUAGUCAAUGAGGGCAGGCAUUAUUUUAACUUGAUGACAGAUUAUUAUCGUAUUCAGCCAGAGAUGGAACAUUUUGGCUGCAUAAUCGAUCUAUUGGGUCGUGCUGGUUUACUCUGGGAGGCUAUUAAAAUUAUCGAGACUAGAGUUGCCUCGCCCGAUCCAGUGUUAUGGGCGACACUUCUUUGCGCUUGUAGGAUUCAUGGAUUAGUCGAACUGGGCGAAAGUAUCGGAAACAGAUUGAUAGAAUCGGAUCCAACCUACGAUGGACAUUACGUACAGCUAGCUAGUAUUUACGCCAAGUCUAAGAAAUGGGAAGAAGUAGCAAGAAUUCGAAAAUUGAUGCCAACUAGUAAGGUUGCAGGUUGGAGCUUGAUUGAAGCUAAGGGAAGAGUCCAUCGAUUUGUUGCAGGCGACAGAGAUCACGAAAGUUCACAACAGAUACACGAAAUGGUUGAAAAAAUCGAAACUCGCAUAGCUGAAGCAGGCUAUGUUGCUAAUAUUUCAUCUGUAUUACAUGACAUAGGAGAGGAAGAGAAAGAAAAUGCGAUUAAGGUGCAUAGCGAGAGGUUGGCGAUUGCUUACGGAUUUUUAGUUAUGGGAGCCGAGGAUUGCAUUCGAAUCGUGAAAAAUCUGAGGGUUUGUCGAGAUUGUCACGAGGUGACUAAGAUGAUUUCCAAGGUUUUUGGAAGGGAGAUUAUAGUGAGAGAUGUUAGCAGAUUUCAUCAUUUUAAAGAGGGGAAAUGUUCAUGUCAUGACUAUUGGUAGAAUUGACUUAUAUAAAAUGUUAAUGGACCAAUGUGUGCUUUGCUGGAAACUUGCCGAGACAAUAAAACAUGCAAAACCAGUACUGUUUUUCAAUAAUCUUUUGUGUUCCAA